AUGCAGAUGCAGAAGCUGAGAGACAAAAGGAACUCCGGGAUCCCCGGCGCCGGGAAGCACCCAGGGUCCGAGGCACCCCAACGAGCCACAGGAGGGCCACCUCGGGGCGGCCGCGAGCGAAGACGCAGCGGGCGCCGAGGUCGGCGCUCCCCUAGUCCGGGGCGCCCGCACCCGCCCGCCGAGCCUGGGGUGUGUCUGGUAGGGGGAGGGGGAGCCCGAGGUCCCCGCCGGUGCCGGGCAGGGGGUCGCCACCCGAGCGGGGUCCCGCGCCGCGCCCCUACCCUGGCCUCGUUCCGCCGCCGCCGCCGCCGCCAACCCCGUUACCUCGGUACGGGCGCUUGCUCCGCCGAGAAGCCGCCGCCAGCAGCCGCUCCCGCGGCCGCCCUGCAGCCGCCUCUUCCGCCCGUCCUGGGGCUCGCUCCCAGCUCCAGAUCCGCCUCCUGCCUCCCGGCGACUGCCAGCUCCAGCAGCCCCGGCCGAGCCCCUCCCCGCCCCCACCGGCCAACCUCCGCCGCCGCUGCCGCCGCCGUCAGGCAGGGACUGUGUCCGCCGCCUGCCUGGCGGCUCCGCCCGCCUCCGGCUCCUCCCUCAUUCCCGCCCCCCGCCUUUCUCAGCCAGCGGCCCCGCCCAGGCCCCGCCCAGGCCCCGCCCCCACCGCAGCUCCGGGAGCCCGUGCAGGGGUCUGGGCGUGGGCGGCCUCGGGCACCCCGGGCCUCCAGGCGUGGGCUCGGGCCUGGGGCCUCCGUGGGCUCCGCCUUUCUCAGGGGAGGCGGGGGACUGGGCGGGGGCUGCGUCCUCGCGUCCCCGAGCUGUCGCGAGUCGCUGCCCCCACCUCGCCGUCGCUUCUCGGCCGGAGCCUUCCUUUGUCUUCGCGGGCCGGGGAGGACGAGUGCCGGGAGUCGGGCCAGCGCCUGCCCCGCCCUCGCCGUCCCGCGCCUCGCCCGGCCCGGGGGACUCGGGGAUGCUGCUGCUUGUCAGCCCGCAGUCAGCGGCGGCGCGACGCGGGAGAGAACGCGGGGCGCGCGGCCGGGGACUGCGGCCGGGACGCUCCGUGCAUCCGGGCUGAGGCGGCGUGAGAACCGCGGAGCCCGCGUUAUUGUUAUGGUGUAUGUUGAAGUGGGGCGCGCUGUGGCGCCCGUUCUUUACACAGGCGCGUGUCUGUUCCCCAACACAGUAGCCAGUCUCGCAUCAGGUUUGCGGGAUUUUAAGUUGCAGCUCUCAUACCUGACUAGAAGCAGAGUUGAACAAAUAGAUGGCGUUUGUGUAUAGGCUUCUGUGUUUAUUGGUUAGCGUUGAAGCUUGCUGAUCUGACUUAGCUCUGAUUUUAUUCAGGUACCCUGAAUCUUGAGGUUCUGUCCCCAAAACACAAGCAAAAAUGGCAGGAGUGUAAGUUUUUCCGAAUCAGAUGAAGCUCAAAAAGCUUUGAAUGCAGUUUAAGUGACUAUCUCCUGCCAACCACAGAGUCAUCCUUCCCUUUAUGUCAUCUGUUAUCCUGAUACAUGCCAGCCACAAGUAUUUAAAAGUAUUCAUGGGAACAGCUGCGACUGACUUAGUAAUAAGGUACCUAAGUACAGUAGGGAGACUCCAAAGCUGCCAUCAAUGAACUAUGCUUCCUGGAUCUCGUGUCUUUAAGUAGUCACCUUGUGUUGCAUCUUGUUGGCCUGAGACAUUAGAAUGUGGCAGAGGUGACAGCAUGUGGACUCCAUGCCUAGAUUUGAGGAUGAUUGCUCUCUUCUGUGUCCUAAUGUGUAAUGCUCACUGUCCGGAACUAUCAUUAGAGGAGUCUGGCAAUCUAGCCUAAAAGGCCACCCAGCGUGACCACACAAGGAAGCCACAGGCACAGGACCUGAGACCAUAAGGAGAAGCAGAGUGGCACAAACAGCAGCAUUUCGGAGGAUGGUGGGGUCCUGGGAUUUUUCCAGCCCCAGCCACAGUUAGCUGCAGCUUUAUGAAGAGCCCGAAGUGAGAACAUAAAGGAAUGCUCCCAGCCAGGCCAGGGGAAGCACAGCCACAGGAGGGCUAUCUAAACAACUGCUGUUUUAAGGCUGUGAUAGGCCUGAUUUGCUGCACAGUGAUAAGUAAUUUAAACACCAUCUGCUGGAAACAAGUCCUCUAGUGUUCCACAAAUACAAGCUGAACAUCUCUAAUCCAGAAAUCUGAAAUGCUCCAACUGAAAAAUUUUUGAAUGCUGGCCUGAAAUCACAAGUGGAAAAUCCCACCUCUGACCUCAGGGGAUGGGCCAUGGCAAAAUGUGGGAGCACUAUAAAUAUUGUGCAAAAUUACUUUCAGAUUCUGUGUAUAAAGUGCACAUGAAACAUAAGGCAUAAAUGAGUUCUGUGUUUACAUUGGUUCCCAUCUUCAAAAUAUCUCAUUAAGUAUAAGAAAAUAUUCCAAAAUCUAAAAAUAAAAACAAAUGCAAACUCCAAAGCACUUCUAAUCCCAAGCAAUUUGGAUGAGGGAUACUCAUCCUGGGCUAUAUUUAACUUUAUAUCCCGUUCCUCGUUUGUUUUCUUGGGCAAGUGAUAUGGCUCUGGAGAACUGAAUAAAAUGCUGUGUAUAUCAUU
Molecule: messenger RNA, 2564 nt
Organism: Cavia porcellus (domestic guinea pig)
Lineage: Eukaryota; Metazoa; Chordata; Mammalia; Rodentia; Caviidae
Exons: 5
Coding region: 1-1269 (422 amino acids)
Source: RefSeq, a predicted model, not a curated record